Messenger RNA from Acanthocheilonema viteae, 13038 nucleotides. Lineage: Eukaryota; Metazoa; Nematoda; Chromadorea; Rhabditida; Onchocercidae. The record is from the annotation of a GenBank genome assembly.
AUGAAAAAAGAAAAUGGUGUUUAUUCGUUGACAAUUCAUGGUUGUACAAAAGAUAUGACUGGUACCAUUAAAUGUGUUGCAUAUAAUAAAGCUGGUGAAGCAACGGUUCAAGGAAAUCUUACUGUUUUAACACCAAUACCGGUGGAAUUUGAAACAUCACUCUGUGAUGCUGUAUGCCGUGAAGGUGAUACAUUGAAAUUGAAAGCUGUUUUAAUGGGUGAACCAACUCCACAAGUUUCAUGGUAUGUGAAUGGAAAAAAAUUAGAAGAAUCACAAAAUAUCAAAAUACAUGCAGAAAAAGGAACAUAUACUGUUACAAUCAAAAAUAUCACAUCAUCACUUUUGGUAUUACCACGAGGUGAGCCACCAGAUUUCAUCGAAUGGCUUAGCAAUGUGAAAGCACGACAAGGGUCAAAGGUUACCCAUAAGGUAGUUUUUACGGGUGAUCCGAAACCAAAUCUUACAUGGUAUAUUAAUAAUGAAGAGAUAAAAAACAGUGAUGAAAUCACUAUUGUUACGGAUGAUAACACAUCAACGUUGGUGAUCAAAAAUUUCAAUCAAGAUAAGCAUACCGGUGAAAUUAUUUGUAAAGCUGAAAAUGAUGCCGGUGAAGUGUCAUGUACAGCUAGCAUGGGGCCGUAUACCUCAGAUAUGUUCUCGGAAUCACAGACGGAAUCUGAAGCAAUGGCCGAAGAAGUGCUUAACUUUGAAGAAGGUCCAGAAUUCGGUACGGAAGCAGAUUCCAUGGAAGAAUUUCAACGUACGCCAACACCAAUUAUGGCUCCGAAAUUUAUUACUAAAAUUAAAGAUACACGAGCAGCACGUGGACAUCAAGCAAUCUUCGAGUGUGUUGUUCCAGAUACUAAGGGUGUUUGUUGCAAAUGGUUAAAAGAUGGACGUGAGAUAGAGUUAAUUGCAAGAAUUCGUGUACAAACUCGAACCAUAGAAGGUCAUGUAAGCAGUGAACUGAUCAUUGAUGACGUUGUACCGGAAGAUGCUGGAAAAUAUACCGUUGUGGUGGAAAAUUUUGCUGGCAAAGAUUCUUGCGAAGCAACAUUAAAUGUCAUCGAAGUGCUUAUGAAACCGGAAACGUAUGCACCGGAAUUUGUUGUCGCUAUACAAGAUAAAACAUGUAAUGAAGCGGAAGAAGUUGUUUUCGAAUGUAAAGUAAUCGGUGAACCGCAACCAACAAUUUCUUGGUUCCAUGAAAAGACUCCGCUAGUUGAAGAAACGAGUAAAACGAUCAUUGAAUCAGAAGGUACCAUACAGCGGUUAGUUAUCGUUUCGGCUGAUGUUGUUGAUCGAGGACAGUACAUAUGUUUGGCUGAAAAUAUUGAAGGGAAAGCAGAGUCAAAAGCAACGCUUACUGUAUUGGCUGAAGCACCACAAUUUACCCGUCACAUCAGUUCUAAAGAAGUAAGCAUAGGUGAGAAAGUAAUUUUGAAUUGUUCCGUUAAAGGUUCACCACAACCAACCGUACAAUUCUUUCGGGAAUCCACCCGAAUUAUUUCGGAUUCUCAUCAUUCCAUUGAACAUGAUAUUUCUAAUGUACAUUGGAGAUUAGUAAUUGAGAAAGCGGAAGAAUCUGAUUUCCGGAAGUAUCGUGCUAUUGCUAUCAAUUCUGUCGGUAUGGUAGAAUCGGAAGCGAUAAUUAAGGAGAAAGAAACAAAUCGAAAACCUGAAUUAACUGAAGUAUUAAAGAAUCGAAAGGUUACUGAGGGUGAUGAAAUCAUUAUGGAGGUGAAAUUUUCCGGUAUUCCACUACCAGAUGUUAAAUGGUUCAAAGAUAGCAAGGAAAUCGUGGAAGAAAAAGAAAAAAUCACAAUAAAAACUGAAAAAGGCCAGUCUACAUUGAUCAUUAAAAAUGCGAAACCGGAAGAAGCUGGAAGUUACCGGGUUGAGCUGGUCAAUUCGGAGGGUAAGGAGGCGUCAAGUGCCGAAGUUACCGUGGAAUCGGUCGCUGUACCACCAAAAUUCCCAGAAAUGUUGACUGAUUUAGAAGUUCAUGAACUAGAAAGUAUCGAAAUGAAGGUAGCUGCAACUGGAGUACCUACACCUGAGAUACAAUGGUUCAAAGAUGGUGCGCCGGUGCAAGUCAAUAGUGAACGAGUAUUCGUUCGAGAAACCGAAACCGGUCAACAUAUUCUAACCAUUAAGCAGGUCCAGUUAGAAGAUGCUGGUGUUUAUUCGUGUAAAGCAUCUAAUAAAGCGGGUUCUGAAGAAUGUAAAGCAAAAUUUGUGGUACUUGAACUUCAACAAGCACCAAAGUUCACCAAACAAUUAUCCGAAAUCACGGUAAAAGAAGUCGAAACUGCUGAACUUGCAGUUACAGUAAGCGGAAAACCGAAACCAGAAGUUUGCUGGAUGAAGAACGAUGUACCUAUAAAUAUUGAUAAUGUUCAUUUUGCAACCAAACAAGAUGAAAAUGGUAAUUAUACCUUAGUAAUUAAGGAAGCUAAAUUAGAAGAUGGUGGUAUUUACUCUUGUAAAGCUUACAAUAAAAUCGGUGAAACGGAAACCAAAACUUUAUUUGCAGUAGAGCAAGAAAAUGAAUUACCACAGUUUUCUGAAGGGUUGAAAGAAUUUUCGGUAGAGGAAGGUGAAACUGCGGAAUUAUCGGUAACAGUUGUUGGAAAACCAACACCUGAAAUAGCAUGGUAUAGAGAUGGAGUUCCGGUAAACAUUGAUAACAAGGAUAUUCUGGUGAAGAGAGAUGAUGCAGGGCAUUUUACAUUGGUCAUCAAGGAAGCUCGCUUAAAAGAUGCAGGUGUUUAUUCAUGUAAAGCUACCAAUGUAGUUGGAAGUGCUCAAACUGAAGCUAAAUUUGCAGUUGAAGAAACCGUUGAAGUACCAAAAUUCAUUGAAACUCUACAAGAAAUUUCGGUGCAAGAGAAUGAAACAGUACAACUGUCGGUUACGGUAGCUGGAAAACCAAUACCUGAGGUAGUAUGGUUAAAAGAUGGUGUUCCAGUUAACAUUGAUAAUGUGCAUAUUUUAGCAAAAAAAGAUGAACAAGGACAUAAUACGUUGAUAAUUAAAGAAGCUCGACUGGAAGAUAUGGGUAAUUAUUCUUGUAAAGCUGUUAAUUUAGCUGGUACCGAAGAAACAGAAGCAAAAUUAGCUGUUAUUUCGGAAUUGAUACCACCAUCAUUUACAGAUGAAAUUGGUGAAUUAGAAAUACAAGAAGGUGAUAAAGCAGAACUUCAAUGUACCGUUAUUGGCAGUCCAAAACCAAUGGUAGAAUGGAUGAGAAAUGGUAUUGUGAUAAACAUUGAUAACAAUCAUUUCUUCAAAAAGGAUGAUGAAACUGGAAAGCAAACAUUAGUAAUUAAUAAUGUAAAUGAGGAAGAUUUUGGUACCUAUACAUGUGUUGCUACCAAUUCAAUUGGUACCGCUGAAAAUGUUGGAAAAAUUAAAUUUCCAAAAUAUGGUUUUGAAAAGAUGCGAGAGGAAGAAGUUAAACCAAUGUUUAUCGAACCAUUGGAAGCACAUACCGUUAAAGAAGGUGAAACGAUCAGUAUAAAAUGUCGAGUGAAUGAAAAUGCGAAAGCUAACAUUCAUUGGUACUUAGGUGAUAAGCUAAUUGAACCAAACGAACAUUUAAUUGUGGAAAAACUUGAUGAUGGUAUCAUAAAGUUAACAAUUGAAAAUGCUACCAAAGAAGAUGUUGGAAUGUAUCGAUGUGAAGCAAUCAAUAAAUCCGGAAAAGCAACAACUGCAGCGAAGCUUAAUUUUGCAACAGAAGAUAUGGAAGAAAUUGAAGAUGAAUCAGCUUUAAUUGGUUUUAUUCAGCCCUUAAGUGAUGUUAUCGCACCUGCUAAUUCCGCAACAGAAUUGCUAUGUGCUUUAAGUGCUACCAAAGGUGACGUUCAAAUACAAUGGUCCAAAGAUGGCUCAGAUGUAUUAGCACAACACGUUACCAUUGAGCAGCUUAUUGACGGUAUCCAAAAAUUAAAAAUUGCUAAAGUAACCGAAGAAGAUUGUGGAACUUAUCGAUGUACAGCUUCCAUUGGUGAUUCAUCUGCAUGGACCGAAGGAAAACUCAGUAUUUUAGAAACAGCGAAAAAGGCAGUACAAGAAGAAGGACCACCUGAGUUUACGGAACUUUUGAAAUCGUGCACGGUAACUGAAAAUGCUGAAAUUGUCCUUCAAUGCAAACUAAAAGGUUUACCGAGACCGACGAUAUCUUGGAUGAAAGAUGGGGUCAAGUUAGCUCAAAAUCACCGUAUGACCGCUGAGUACCAUGAAGAUGGUACCAUUGUACUGAAGAUCAAGAAUGCUAGAAAAGAGGAUAGUGGUGAAUAUCGAUGUGAUGCAGUUAAUACAUUUGGUACUGCAUGGACUGCUGGACCUGUACGAGUUGCAACCGAAUCAGAUUUGCAGCAAGAAGGCGAAGCACCUGAUUUCAUUGAACCAAUUAAACCUGUUAACGUUUCUGUUGGUGAAAUAGCAAUAUUGGAGGGUAAGGUCAAAGGACAACCAACACCAGAAAUUAAAUGGUUCAGCGGUGAAAAUAUUGUGAAGGAAAAUGCGAACAUUAAACUUGAAAAUCUUCCCGAUGGUACUCAAAGACUUAUAGUGAAAAAGGCAACUACUGAAGAUGCCGGAGAAUAUCGUUGUGUUGCAAGUAAUCAAUAUGGUGAUGUAUGGAGUGAUGCUACAUUAGCUGUUCAAGUUCCCGUAUCAGAGGAGGAAGGCGGAAUGGAAUAUACAGCGCCAACAUUCCUGAAAACGUUAGAAAGAAUCUGUGCUAAAGAAUCGGAACACGUUGUAUUGGAAUGUAAAAUUGUUGGUGAACCAAUGCCUGAAAUUAAAUGGUUCAAGGAUAAAAAAGAAAUCACCGCAAAUGAUGCGCAUUUCAAAAAUGAAACACUUCCGGAUGGUACCGCUCGGUUGAUUAUUGAUUCAGUCAAAAAGGAAGAUGGUGGUGAAUUCAGAUGUGAAGCACAGAAUACGCUCGGUACAGCACGUACCGAUGCAACGUUAAGUGUGCUGUAUGAUUUUGAAAUACCGGUUGUAAGUGAAAGUUCACCGGAAUUUGCGCAGGAAUUAAAAGCGGUAGAGGGUACGGAAGGAGAGCAGAUCUCUUUCGAAUGUCGAGUAGUUGGUAUUCCUGUGCCACAGGUAAAAUGGUUCAAAGAUGGUGAUGAGAUAAAACCUAAUGAGCAUAUUCGAAUUGAAAGUUUACCGGAUGGUACAAAUCGUUUGGUAAUUGAUUCAGUUAAUAUUGAAGAUCAGGGUAAUUAUCGAUGUGAAGCAACAAAUAAUGCCGGAUCGAUGAGUUCAAAAGCUCCACUAACUGUUAAUGAAUUGGAAACUCUAAAGUUGAAGAAAGGUUUGACAGAUACGAUAGUAGAAGUUGGAGCUAAAAUUCGAUUGUUUAUUGAAGUUGAAGGAAAACCGAAAACAGUUAAAUGGUUUCGUGGAAAGGAUGAAAUUAAACCAAACAAACGGAUCAAACAGGAAACAAUCAAGGAACAUGAAUACAGCUUAGAAAUUGAGGAAGCAGAAAGUUCAGAUGAAGGAACGUAUCGUGUAAUCUUAUCAACUGAUACCGAGACUGUCGAAUCAUGUUGUGCAGUAACUGUAUUCAAAAGUGAAGUAGCACCAGUCAUCCGAAAAGGUCUUCAAGAUAAGAGUGUACCAAAAGGAUCCAAACUUGUCCUUGAGAUUGAAUUGGACGGUACACCAAAACAAAUCAAAUGGCUAAAAAAUGGUAUACCUGUAGAUGAUAAAAUAAUGAAAGCUAAAGACCUUGGUAACGGAAAAUAUCAGCUGAUUAUAGAUGAAAUUAAGGAAAAUGAUGCGGGUGAAUAUACCGUACAAGUAUCUAACGAUUCCGGUCAAGUCGAAUCUAAAGCAAAUAUUACACUGUUAGCAGACAAACCAGAAAUAAUCAGCGGCUUAAAGCCAACAGUAGCUGAAAUUGGUGAGAAGGUAACAUUUGAAGUAGAAACCAAAGGUCCAAUUAAACAAGUCAAAUGGUACAAGAAUGGCGUGGAAGCAAAAAAUGUUGAGACGAAACAAGUUGGAGAUAAUAAAUAUCAAUUAAUUAUCGAUAAAGCAACCAAAAAUGAUGAAGCUGAUUACAAGGUUGUGUUAUCAAAUGAUGGAGGUGAUGCAGAGUCUUCAGCUAAACUAACCGUGAAACUACCAAAAAUUAAAUUUACUAAAAGUUUGGAGGAUCAAACACUUGACGCUGGUACCAAAGCUCUCCUAACUGUUGAAGUUAAUUUACCUCCAAAACAAGUUAAAUGGUACAAGAACGGAAAAGAAAUCACUGUAAGUGAUAAAGCUAAAUCGAGUAAACUCAAUGAUAGCACAUAUCAGUUGUUGAUACCGGAUACAGAUAAAGAUGAUACUGCUGAAUAUAAAAUUGUUGUUACCACAGAUGGUGAUGAUACGGCCGAUUCUUCUUGUGCAUUAACCGUGAAAUUACCAGCAUUAUUUAUCACGAAAGGUUUAGCGGAUCAAACUGUUAAUGCUGGUGAAAAAGUGUUACUUAAUGUUGAAGUUAACACACCACCGAAAUUGGUUAAAUGGUAUAAAAAUGGUAGAGAAAUUGGUUCAAAUGAUAAAGCAAAAGCGAAUAAAGUAAAUGAUAAGAAUUAUCAGCUUGAAAUAUCCAAUGCUACAGAAGAUGACGCCUUUGAUUAUAAGGUUAUACUUUCAAAUGAUGAAGGAAGUGUGGAAUCGAGUUGUAUGCUAACAGUUAAAAAACCAGCGGAGAAGCCUACAAUUAAGAAAGGAAUUGAGGAUCAGUUUAUUGCAGUUGAAAAACCUCUAGAAAUCGCAAUUGAGACAACAGGUAAACCAAAGGUCGUAAAAUGGUACAAAAAUGGACAAUUACUGUCAGCCGAAACAAACAAAACAGUCAAAGAAGAAAAGAUUGACGAAAAUAAUUAUGUUUUGAAAAUCGAGAAAUGCACCUUAAAUGAUAGUGGUACUUAUUCGGUUGAAGUACAGAAUGAAGCAGGUCAAGCUAAGAGCUCAGGAGAGAUAACCGUGGAGGAUAAGAUAAGCUUCCUAAAACCAUUGCAAGAUGUUGAAGUGGUAGAAGCUGAACAAGCAGUGCUUAUGGUCGAAACAAAUAUUCAUCCACGAAUUGUUAAAUGGUAUAAAAAUGGACAGGAAAUGAAGCCCAUAAGUGGACGAAUUGAAAUGAAAGAUAACACGACAAGAUUUCAGCUUAUCAUUAAGAAAGCUGAAAUUGCUGACGCAGCUGAUUACAAGGUUGUCUUAUCAAAUAGCGCCGGCGAUGCAAAUUCAUCUGCAAAAUUAACAGUUAAAAAGUCAAAAGGUCAACCAAAAAUUGUUAAAGGCUUAGAGGACCAGGUUAUUGCAAAAGGUGAUGAAUUGAUAUUGGAAAUCAAAGUGGAAGAAGAACCAACCGAAGUUCGAUGGCUCAAAAAUGACACUCCACUUCCGGAAAAUAUUGAAGCUAAAAUUGAAAAAAUUGAUGAACAAACGUAUCGCUUAACAAUUCCACAAGUUGAUAGUACGGAUGCAGGUGUGUAUAGUGUUGAAGUAAUUAACGAAGUUGGCAAAGUACAGAGUGCUGGUAGCGUAGAUGUUGACGUGAAGCCUGAAAUCACUAAAGGCCUGGAGGAUUGUGAAAUCAAUGAAGGUGAUGAGCAACUCUUCAUGGUUGAAACAAAUGUGCCUAUUCGGGAAGUUAAAUGGUAUAAGAAUGGACAGGAAAUAAAAUCUUCACCAAAGGUGAUCAUGAAGCAAAUUACUUCAAAGAAAUUUGAACUUAUACUUACUGAAGCAACGCUAGAAGAUACUGCCACCUAUAAGGUAACCUUAGGUAAUAAAGCUGGAACUUGUGAUUCAUCAGCUAGUUUGACUGUUUCAAAACCUGACGUGUUGAAAGUUCUUGACAGCCUAAAGGAUGUUGAAGUAAAUGAAGGUGAACCGAUCAAACUUUCUGUCAAAGUUGAGGGGCAGCCGAAAAUUGUCAAGUGGCUCAAAAAUGGUCAGGAACUUAAAUCAGAUGAUCGUGUGCAAAUUACAGAAAAUCCCGAAACUGGUGAAUAUACCUUAACAAUACUUGAAAGUUUGACAUCAGACGAUGCAGCAUAUCGUGUUGUACUCUCCAAUAGAUUUGGCGAAGUGCAAAACGGUUCCAUCACGCGCGUCAAACCAAAGAAAGCAGAACCAGUUACAAGUGUAGCAACUUUUGUUACACCACUAGAAGAUGUUGAUGUACCAGAAGGUGACAAUUUAACUUUGAAGUGUAUGGUAUCCGGUGAACCAAUGCCAGCACUUAAAUGGUACAAAGAUGGUAACGAAAUUACAAAAGGUGAUCGUGUUGUAAUGCGUAUGGGUAUGGAUGGUACCGCUACAUUACGUAUUCUGGAUAGUAAAAAGAAAGAUGCUGGUCGAUAUAGCGUUUCAGCAAUCAAUUCCGUUGGUGAAUCAAAAUCGGAAUGUAAUGUUCGGGUAUUAGAUGCUGAUGAAUUACCAUCAGCACCGAAAUUUGUUAUUCCACUUAAAGAUGUUGUAACAGAAAUUGGAACAAAAGCUGAAUUCAACAUUAAAGUCCGUGGUAUACCAAAUCCUACACUUCAUUGGUCAAUUGCUAACCAAAAUGUAGCAGAAUUGGAUGGUGUUAAAAUUGAAGAUAUGGGUGAUGGUAAUUGGACAAUGAUCAUCGAAAAUGUUACCGAAGAAUUUAUUGGUCGUAUUAAAUGCGUUGCAAUAAAUGAAAAUGGAAAGGCGGAAUGUGAAUCGCAACUAAUUCAGACAGAAUUAAAACCUGGAAAAGGAAAAAUUGAUGAGGGUUAUCCACCGAAAUUCAAUGUAUCACUCUGGGAUCGACGAAUACCGGAAGGACAAGUGACGACAAUUGAAUGUCACGUAGAUGCAAAACCAACUGCUGAUAUUGUUUGGACGAAGGAUGGUGCGACAUUGAUUGAAUCGGAUCGUAUCGAAAUUCGCAAUACACCCGAUGGAGCAUGUCGUGUACGCAUUAAUAAUUUUGGUAAAGAUGAUGUUGGCAUCUAUAAAUGUACUGCCUCAAAUACAUUUGGAGUUGCUGAUACCAGAUCAAAUCUUACUAUUCAAAUGAAAGAACAAGAAGAAGUGAUAGCAAAGAAACAAUUUCCACCACGUUUCAAUCCACCACUUGUGGAUAAAUUUGCGGAUAUUGAUGAAACGGUACGCUUAUCGUGUAAAGUGGAUGCAUCACCAAAAGCAAGUAUAACGUGGUAUAAAGAUGGAGUACCAUUAAGAAAUAAUGGACGUAUUAUUAUCGAGAAUGAUGAUGAUGGUAACUGUUUGCUGACAGUCAAUCAUAGUACGGAAUCUGAUGAUGGCGCUUAUCGUUGUGUUGCUAUCAAUGAUAUUGGUAGCUCUAAUUCAGCUUGUAUGGUAUCCAUUCGUAAAAUAAAAGAAGAAGUUAAAAAAGAAGGUGAAGAGCCAUUUUUCACCAAAGGUUUAGUGGAUAAAUGGUUAGAACGUGGUGAAAAGUUGAUCUUACAAUGUACCGUAAUUGGUGAUCCAAAACCAGAAAUUCGAUGGUAUCGUAAUGGAAUUUUGCUACGACCAAAUAAUAAAAUUAAUAUCGGAAAUACAUCGGAUGGUUUGUGCACAUUAACAAUCGAUGAAUGCGCAAUGAGUGAUGAAGGAAUUUAUCGUUGUGAUGCUGAAAAUUGUAAUGGAAAAGCACGAACACAAUCAACUGUUCACAUUGAGAGACCAAUUGAAAAAUUGGAAAAGAAGAUUGUAGAAGGUCAAGCUCCACGAUUUAUCAUUCCUCUUCAAGAUAUAACUGUUUAUGUUGGCUCCACAAUUGAUUUGGAAUGUAAAGUAACUGGUGAUCCGAUGCCAACAGCUAAAUGGUCCAAAGAUGGUAUGAUACUUCGCGAUGAUUCACGCUAUCAAUGGGAAAUAGAUGCUGCAGCUGGUACUUAUCGGUUGAAGAUUAACGAUGCAAAUGUAAAUGACGAAGGCGCAUAUCGAUGUGUUGCAACGAAUGCUGCUGGUUCAGCUACCACGAAAUCAUUCGUCAGGAUUGAUGAUGGAAGUUUCAUUCAAAAGCCAUCUUCCAAUGAACCACCACGUUUUACCAUUACUUUGGGUGAUGCACGUGCCAUUGAAGGUCAACCAUUGAAAUUGGAGUGCAAAAUAGAAGGUACUCCUUUGACCGAUCUUGUUUGGUAUAAAGACGGUGAACGUGUGAUUCCCGAUGAUAGAAUCAAGAUUGAAUGUGAUUCAGAUGGACGAGCGCGUUUAUAUCGUGUAAUUGCAACUAAUCCAUUUGGUUCAGCACAUAGUAAAGCUACUGCAACAGUAAAGAAAAUACUCGAAGAUGCAACCAAUGGUUUUAUGGACGGCGAGAAAUUCGAUGCAUAUCGUGCUCCACGUGUUAUUGUACCACUUGAGAAUAUCAAAGUUAUGGAAGAUAACAGCUUUACGUUACGAUGCAAAUUUAGCGGUGAUCCACGUCCAAAAAUUAAAUGGUUCAGGAACGGUGAACGUAUUUACUCCUAUAAUCAUUGUAUUUUAACCGAAACCGAAGAUGGUGAUUGUGAAUUGACCGUCAAAAAUGCUAAUCGAUUUGAUGGCGGUUGUUAUCGAUGUGUUGCCGAGAAUAUUUAUGGUUCCGAUAGAACAAUAUGUGAAGUCGCUGUACAAUUGAAAGAAAAGAAACCACAACGUAAUUUCGAGGAUGAAAUUCGCGAAGGUAAUGCGCCAGGUUUCUCAGUGCCACUUACCAUGAAACGUGCCAAAGCAGGUGAUACUGUCAUCCUGGAAUGUGUCCCUUACGGGAAACCUUUUCCAGAAAUCAAAUGGCUCAAAGAUGGCAUUGAAAUUGAAGUUAACGAUAAGAUUACGAUUGAAAGUUUAGAUGAUAAAACACAACGUAUAAUUUUGAAAGAUGUUGAUUUCUUUGCGGAAGGAUUUUAUCGAUGUGUAGCAACGAAUGAGUACGGUACUGCCUCUACCAAAGGAGAGAUUGUACUUGAAGGUGAUCGAACAAUACCAGCAAAGAAAAUCGAAACACUUAUUAAUGAAGAACCGAUAGAAAGUAAACCACGUAUUCGUCGUGGUUUAUAUGAUAUGAGUGUACAUCAGGGAAAUACUAUCGAAAUGCAAGUAUGCACGUCAGGUUGGCCAACUCCAACUGUGAAAUGGUUUAAAAAUGGUCAAGAAUUAAAAUCCAGUGGACCAGAUGGUCCAGUGGUAGUAUGGACCGAUGAACGUGGCAUACAUCAUUGUGUAAUUCUCAAUGCUUCAUUAAAAGAUGAAGCAGAAUAUGCUUUAGAAGCUACCAAUAAACUUGGCACAGCACAAACUGAAGGAGCUAUUACAAUCAUUAAGCCAAGAGAAGUACCAGGCUAUGAAGAUGAUCGAGAUCGAGGUGGUUUGCCAUAUCCUCCGGGAUUUAUUCGUCAACUCAAAAAUAAGCAUGUCUUCUCACAUAUGCCUACAAUAUUUGAUUGCCUUGUAAUCGGUUAUCCACCACCCGAAGUUGAAUGGUUCCAUAACGGGAAAAGGAUAACACCUGGUGGUCGGAUACGUAUUCAGUCUUGUGGUGGCGGAUCACACGCCCUUAUUAUUAUGGAUACACUUCCCGAAGAUGCAGGCGAAUAUGUAGCAAUUGCUCGGAACUCUCAAGGACAAGCUUCAAGUAGUGCGGUAUUGGAUGUAACUGUACCCCUUCUGGAUUCUAUUAAAUUUGAUGGUUCGGUGGAUGUUACACCUUAUCUAACAGAAGAAUAUGGUUUCAAGAAAAUUCCACACUAUUACAUCCCAACACCACCAGAUCGUGGUCCAUUUAUUAAAGAAGUUACUGGACAUUAUUUGACACUUUCAUGGAUUCCAACCAAGAGAGCACCGCCACGAUAUCCUCAAGUGACAUACGUUAUUGAAAUACGUGAACUGCCUGAAAAAGAUUGGGUGCUGCUUGAUUAUAACAUUCCGGAGCCUGUAUGCAAGGUUCGAAAUCUGGAACUUGGUAAAAGUUAUCAGUUUCGAGUACGUGCGGAGAAUAUUUACGGAAUCAGUGACCCAUCACCUGCUUCACCACCAUCUCGACUGAUGGCACCCCCGCAACCGGUACUUGAUAAGAACAAACGAGUUAUCCCGCUGCUUGAUCCGUAUGCUGAACGAGCUCUUGAUCAGGCUCAUGCUGAACAAUAUGGUAUUGCUGCAUGCGCUCCAUGGUUUGCUCCUGGUGUUGAAGAAAAACGAUUCUGCGCAGAAAAUGAUAUGCUAUCAAUAACACUAUAUGUAUCCGGUUACCCUGAUCCAAAUAUUGUUUGGAAAUUCCGUAAUGUGGAUCUCGAUAUGGGACCUACAUCAAGAAUUCGUGUGCUAAAUCAUGCUGGCAUGGAAACAACACUUAUAAUAAGUGGAUUUAGUAGGGAAAAUGUUGGACAGUAUCAGUGUAUUGCAACAAAUCAGUACGGUGAAGCCCAGCAAAAUAUUUUAGUUGAUCUCGGUGCACGACCAAGGUUUAUCCAGUCUUUGGUUAAUAAAGUGAUACCCAGUGGUAAACCACUUAGGUUAGAUGUACGUGUUGAAGGAUGUCCAUUUCCGGAACUCAAAUGGAUGAAGGAUUGGAGACCAAUUGUAGAAUCAUCCCAUGUUAGUUUUGUACGUGAAGGUUCUUUAUGUUCGUUGAUUAUCAAUGAUCCAUUUUGGUGCGAUUGUGGAAUUUAUUCUGUGGCAGCUAUAAAUGACGCUGGCACAACAACAACGUCAUGUUCAGUAACAAUCGAAGCCGAUGGAGACUUCAGCGUGAUGCAUGACAUUCGAAAGAAAAAAGCUCGAAUGACGCUUGAAGCUCGUAAAGUUCGAGAAAUUUAUGAAAUCGAUGAAAACGAUGAAAAAGCUGCAGCCGCUGGGGCACCAUUUCAUGUCACCGAAAUUGCCACUCAAAAACGUUUCUUGGCCCAGUUACGUGCACUAGACGAAAAUUUAGCUCGUAAUAUUGAAGUACAAAAUAGUUUGGAUCAUCCGAAUAUCAUACAACUUCAUCAGGCAAUAAUGGAUCAGGGCAUUGCUGUUCUCAUCUAUGAAAAGUAA